GCAGAGAGAGAGAGAGGCAAAGGCAGUAAAAAACGAGUAGGAAGGAAAUGGCGUGGUGGUUGAGGUUGGCAGUGUUGAUGAUGGUUGGAAGCCAUUGGGCAUGGGGGCAGUGCGAGACGAGUAUCCCCAAGCUCAUAUCCCAAUGCGGGCAAUACGUAGAAGGAUCAGGGCCGGAAACGACUCCAUCCAAGGCUUGCUGUGAUGUGAUAACAAGUCUGGAUAUUCCAUGCAUGUGCAAGUACGUGACACCAGAUGUUGAGAAGCUUGUGAACAUGGAAAAAGUUGUGUUUGUUGCUAAAUCCUGUGGAUUGACACUUCAACCCGGAAUGAAAUGCGGAAGCUUCGUGGUUCCGCCAUCUGUUUGAGGAGAAGAGCUGCUGAGAUGAUGAUGAUGAUUUCAGAAUCUGAGAGAUGUCAACUUUAUGUAUUAAAUAAUUAUUAAUAAGAUUUGUGGUUAUUUUCCAUA
Gossypium raimondii (Peruvian cotton) is the source of this 466-nucleotide messenger RNA. RefSeq lists its product as hypothetical. The record is from RefSeq and is a predicted model, not a curated record. Lineage: Eukaryota; Viridiplantae; Streptophyta; Magnoliopsida; Malvales; Malvaceae. The transcript is spliced from 2 exons. The coding region runs from base 48 to 365 and encodes 105 amino acids.